UGCGCGGGGAGACGGAGAGAGAAGGAUGAUGAACGAGAUGAACCUCAACGUUCCGGGGAUGGAGUCGAUGGGAGGUGGUGGAGGCGGGGGGUCUCACCUUGGCCUGGCCUCGCCGUCGCACAGCUCCAUCACGCCCACGGGCAUGGCGGUGUCCAUCCCGAGCCUGCCGCCCGCCAUCGGCUCGCUCUCCUCCGCCCUCUCGCUCGUGCUGCCCCUGGGCCUGGGGGACCGCGGCGUCGUGUGCAACGUGCCCCCUGACAGGAACUACCCGCUCCCGCCACCGUACCCGCACGUGGAAAGCGGCUACAUCCGGCACAUCCUGCCUGGGAUCCUGUCCUACCUGGCGGACCGGCCGCCACCGCAGUACGUGCACCCGGGGCCCGGCGCCGUGGAGGCCGGCGCCGCGGCCGUGCCCUUGGCCCACAGCGUGGCGGCGGCCGCGGCCGCGGCUGCGGCUGCGGCGGCCGCCGGCCUGGAGCACUACCACCCGGGCGACUCGCUCGGCCUCGAGGCCGCCAAGGCCCAGCUCGACGCAGCCGCCGAGCGGAGCCCGACGCCGCCCGGCAGCCCCCACCGGGCCGACGACGCCAACGCCGCCGCCGCGGCGCAGCAGCACCACCACCAUCGGCACCACUCGCCGCACGGCCACCCGCACCACCCGCACAGCCACCACCUCCCGCUGCACCACCACCACCACCACCUGCACCACCACCACCACCACCACGGCCAGCACCACCACGCGCAGCUGCAUCACCACCAUCACCACGUGGAGACGCACAUCGCCAUCGACUGCGUCUCCAGAUCGAGCAGGGCCCCGAGCCCGGCCUCCCCGAGCUGCGGGGCAGCGAUGGACGCCACCGCCGACUCGCUCGCCAUGGAGGGUGUGACCCAUGACCCCGACACGCCGGGCCUAGGCGGACACUCCGCCUCCCUGGAGCUUCCGGUCGUCAUCGACGCCAGCGACUACCAGGACAGCUGCCGAGACGACGAGGACGACGGCGAUGACGAUGAGGAUGGGCGCGUUGAGCAGCAGGCGGCAGUCGUGAGCAGAUGCGGCACGGUGCAGGUGCUCCAGGCCGUGAGCUCCAUCGUGCUGGAGCCCGUGGAGUUGCCCCCAGGGCUCCACCACAGCGGCCGCGCCCCGCUCGCCAGCUCCACCGACCCCUCCUCGGAGGGCGGUGGCCACGCAGCGGGGCUGGCGCUGGCGCCCGCCAACUCGGUGCGCCUCGCGGGGCCGGGGGAGGAGAUGCGCGGCGCGGCGCUGCAGCGCGAGGGGAUGGCGCACGAGGACAGAUCCGUGUGGUGCCCCGUGUGCGACGACGCGUUCGAGGACGACUGCCCGACCCACGGGCCACUGACGCUCAUCCCCGACUCGCCCAUCGAGACGCGCGCUCGCCUCUCCCUGCCCAAGCAGCUGGCGCUCCUCUUCGCCUACGACGGCGGCGUCUCCGGCGUGCGCACGCUGCAGGCCCUGCCCGUGCGCACGUGCUUCGGGCCGCUCACGGGCCGGCACGUGCUGCCCCAGCAGCAGGAGGCGUGGGCGCGUCUGGACAUGGGCAGCCUCAACGUGUGGAAGAUUUUUCGGGAUGAGCAGCUGCAGUUCUGUGUCUGUACGGAGGACGAGGAUGAGUCGAACUGGCUCUCCCUGGUACAGAGAGCCAGGACGUCAGAGGAGCAGAACUUGGUGGCGUACCUGCACGAGGGGAAGGUGUACCUGUGCACAUCCCGUGAUGUGGCGCCCUUCUCACCGCUCUACUUCUACUACUGCAGGGACUACGCACGCCAGCUGGCCCUGCCCGAGUCGCUGCAUUCCCCACGCUACGAGGAGUGCGGCAAAGACUUCUCUCCAGUGGGCGGCCUGCAGGGCGGCCUGCACGUCCGCGCCAGCGCCGCAGUGUGCCCCGACGUUGGCAAUGGAGACGUGGGGCCGGGGAGCGCGGCGGCCAUGGGGGAGGCCGUGGUAGUGACGGCGGGGGAGGCCUCGGCGGACGUGGAUGCCGGCACGGUGGCGAGCGAAGAGCGACCCGGCAGAAAGUUGCUGGCCUGCACCGUGUGCUCCAGGGCCUUCCCCACUAACUCCAAGCUGAGGCUGCACAUGCUGGGCCACAUGGGCGUGCGUCCGCACGCGUGCCAGUACUGCGGAAAGACAUUCUGCGACCCCAGCAACCUGCGCACCCACCUGCGGAUACACACGGGCCAACGCAACUUCAGCUGUGAGGUGUGCGGCCGCAGCUUCACACAGAAGGCGCACCUCACCUCCCACGCGCAGGUGCACGCGGGCGGCGCGAAGACGCUGCGCUGUGACGCGUGCGGCAAGCUGUUCGCUCGGCGUCACGACCUCAAGCAGCACUCGUACAUGCACACGGGGGAGCGCACCGUCAAGUGCCCCGAGUGCGGGAAGAUGUUCUGGCGCGCGACCCACAUGCGCAAGCAUCUCAAGACCCACUUGGGCCGCCGUGAGUUCACCUGCCUGCGAUGCUGCAAGGCUUUCCUCACGCGCUACCACCUGGCACGGCACAUCAAAGGCUGCCGCUGCGGCCACAACGCCCCCUCUUCCGCCGCCGCCGCCUCCUCCUCUGGGGUCGUCAUCGUCGGUCCCGUGGAGGCAGCGGGGGGCGGAGGUCACGACGGGGAAAGAGGUCACGACGGGGACGUGUCCACGAGCGGCUCGGACGAGGAGACGCGGCCCGCGGAGGAUGAGUGCGAUGAGUGAGGUCUCGCGUCCCCGCGACGCGGAGGCCACGUAGCGGUGGCCGUGUCAGGGAGCGGUUCCCCGCAGAUGCUGGCUCAACGCGCUGCUGCUUCUGCUGUGACCGUGGCUGCUUCUCGCUCCAAGUGUCGCCAACUCUGCGAUUGUCACUUCAUCUUGUGACCUUUGGGUUUCCCGAGCGGCAACAUGUUGUCAAGCCGACUAGUGACAAAUCUCCUGACUUUGUAUCAUGACAUUCGGAGCGAGUCCAGGUUUAUAUGAAGGAUCCUGUAUUAGUUUUCUGCUCGGUAAGUUGUCCUCUGGCAUUUUUGAUGAUCAGCAACGGGUCCAUCUAGUGAUGAGAUGGGACGUUCACCGCCCCAGUUAUAAUUUGCGCCGUCUGGUUGACACGGUGGACGUGAAAGAUCCCCGUGACGUUAUUCGCGAGAGUAGGCCAUUGCGUGCCGGCGUCACGGUCCACAUUUGCCACAUUCGAAAGUGAAUUCUCAAUUGGGAUGAUGCGGCUGUAAUCAUGGCCUCCUGGUGGCAGGCUGAUGGCCCAGGCCACUCUUGGAAAUGCGACUCUAUCCUGGUCACUUGAGUUCUCACCUGGGCAAUCAAAAUAAAUGUAAACUGAUAUGAGGUUAGUAAUCUCGUUUCCUCGUUGCUGCGUGUGGCUGCUACACUUGCAAAGCAUCGAGGAUGAACUCUCGUAAUUUUCUGUGUCACGAUAAAAAAGUUUUUAUUGAGUUUACCAACUAGCCUGAAAUUAAUCACUAAUUUUCAUAUGCGUAUGUACUGUAAUUAUGAUAUAUUACAAAUGAUACAUUCUUCCAACCAGUAUUUCACAUAUCAUGUGCAAAAUAAUUAAAUGUUUAAGUUAAAUUGCAUGAUAGUGAAUUCCAUCACCGUAAUAACUGUUCCUGAACACGACAACUCAUCUCAGAGCAACUCAACAGUGCCCGUCUGUUCCCAACAGUGCCCGUCUGUUCCCGUGUGUUGUCAGGUUUGGGUUCGUAAGGUCAUCAGGUCUUGACCUCCUGGAAGGGUUCACCCCGUUGGACACACGGUUAUCACUGCAUCUCGUGCUGCCACAAAUGCUCGGCUGUCGUACCGCUGCCAACGACAACCUCGCUUAUGUCCAUUAAUUCUAGGAAGCAGACGCACUUGAAUAAUCACUUAACAAUUACGAGAAAAUCCCGUGCUUUUUCAAAUCGAUGAUGUUAUAAUCACACCAUUUGGAUAAACGUCUACAAAGAGGCACAAAUCAGGUGAAUGUGUCGCCAGCCUCUCGGCAGGGGACAGUCGAGAAAUAUAUGUUGUACUGUGCUUCGAUGCUCCCCACUACCAAGCCCGUCUUGUAUGGCAUAAAGGAGUUCUUUUUACCAAAUGUAAUUGGUUGAAAUGCAAGUUAUGUGUGUGCGUCGUGUAAAUGUCGUUUUUGAUUCUAUUUUCACAUUUCCACCCUGUCAUGUUCCUGUAGCUGUUGCCACUACCGAUGGUCUUGGGCAGUGGUCGUCCUUACAAAAGAGCUGCUUAGCUCAGCGUGCCUUGAGCCUGGUUGCAGGACCAGUCUCAAUAGGUAGGGUGCUAGGCUUGCCACCUCAGGGGUACAACAUCCCAGGACGUAUCAUUGAAAGAUGAUCUCAAUACCUGAAGCGAAGAGAAAACUGCAUGUGAAUGAUGUCUUGAGUGGUGCAUUAUUACUUCUUGUUAUUCCUCUUUGCUCCCUGUGGAGCAUAAGACUGCAACAAGCCCACACCAUGCCGGACACAAAUCGGCACUUUUUAAUGUCCCGGUAAGACUCGCAGAUUUCCCAGGACAGUAAAUUCCGCAAGAGCUUGAUCCUGGGACACCUGAGACAGGUGGCAACUCUAGCUGGUAAUCCAAUCUCAGGAGAGUGGGAACUCAAGGGGCCUUCCCGGAGGGCUCACACCUGGUUCAGCGUGACCGCCACCAUCACGUGGACUCAGCCCGGACACUCACCUGGGCAUUCAAAGCACAGGCGAGUCGGUGCGGGAGGUUGAAUCUUACCGCACCGUUUACUAGGCGUGUAAUAAUUUAGAGGGUUCUGGGAAAACUUUCGGAUGAAUCCUGCUACCUUCAUUACAACACUUGAUUUCUCAACGGCAAUCGUCAUCCACCAUGAUCGUUGCCGUCUCAGGUCACGCUAUGCUGCAGUCAUUCAUGUCGUUCAUGCGCCAAGGCUGAUUUCCUUGCUCCAUCUGCACGGUGGACAUCCUCUCGGGCAUGUUCCCUCCUUAAGCUACCGCUCCGUCAUUAGUCUCGACCACUGGACUGCAUCCAACCCACCUGCACGAAGCAGUACACGUGCAUAAGCAUAACCACUUUAUUACAUUAUAUAGGUUUACAUUAUAUAGGUUUACAAAAGCAAAUGUACAUGCAGGGCAGCAAGCGGAACGAGCAACGUGGACUAGAGUCCGGCCAGACAUGUUAGGUUGUCUUGUUAUUUCAAAACCACAGCUAUAGGCUAGGUUUGUUAUUUAGCACCUGAAAUUACACUUCAUUAGGCAUUCACACACAGCAACUUAAGUGAAAUAGUCUGGCACUUUGCACUAGAAUCGGUGUAAACGGAGGGGAAAAUCUCACUCGAGGCGUUUGUGAAAUGCAAGCACAGAAUCGUGGGGUGAGCUGACCACCCGAGGCACAUUUGUGGGCAGUUCCGCUGAAUCAAAGAAUCUGUGCUGCUUAAUACUGGCCAGAGAGAGGUGUUGGGAACCUGCAGUUUACCCUCGUAGGUUAUUUGAUUACCACCAGCAGGAAUGGGUUCACAAGAAAAAACACCGGCUCCGAAUUCCCUGCUGCUGUGCGAGUUUCAGUUGCAUGCUAAUUCGUGUUAAUGACGAUGCUGGUGAUAGUGGUGGUGAGCUGGCCUCCCAACCCCUC
Lethenteron reissneri (Far Eastern brook lamprey) is the source of this 5596-nucleotide messenger RNA. Its product is annotated as PR domain zinc finger protein 4-like. Gene Ontology annotation, cellular component: nucleus. The record is from RefSeq and is a predicted model, not a curated record. Lineage: Eukaryota; Metazoa; Chordata; Hyperoartia; Petromyzontiformes; Petromyzontidae. Gene Ontology annotation, biological process: regulation of gene expression. Gene Ontology annotation, molecular function: protein binding; DNA-binding transcription factor activity, RNA polymerase II-specific.